CCGGUUUUGAGAGGGUGUGAAUCAUAUUCUUGAUCAUGAGAAUGUGACAUCAACUUUCUCGAGUUGACAGAAUCUUUUUGGGAAGGUGAAUUACGAAAUAUUCGCUUUUACGGAAUCGAUGUUAAUAUAGCAACCACAGCACGUGCUUGAUAUCAACAGACAGUCUACCUGGAAUGAUGGCGGAGACCAAAAGGAAGGCAGAUCUUAAAGUCAUCAUUUUAGGAGACUACAAUGUUGGAAAAACUUCCUUCGUCUGUCGAUACAUAGACGGAACCUUCCAAACUAAGGAACCGACUAUCGGUGCUGCAUUUUUCCUGAAGCAAUGGGGACCUUACAAUAUAGCUGUCUGGGAUACUGCUGGAGAUGAAAGAUACACUGGACUGUCCAACUUUUACUGCAGGAAUGCAGGGGCAGCCAUUUUGGCUUUUGACAUGACCAGUGUCAGCUCCUUCGAAUCGCUAUGGGCCAGGUUUAUUCCACUUUUGGAUUCUGCACUGGAGAACUGUAUCAAAGUCGUUGUUGGAAUGAAAUUGGAUUUGUUGGACAGUGACAGAACAAGGGAGAUAACUAUAGAAGAAGCUACAAAAUUUUCCAGGGAGAUAAAUUCCAAUAUAGACAUAAGUCAUUUACCUAAGGAUCCGUACUUUGAGACAAGUAGUCUGAAGGGAUCUAAUGUGACUGAAGUGUUUGAGUAUAUAUUUAAUCACUGUGUACCUUUAACUGAUGCAGAGAAGCGAGUUGCAGGGAAUACUGGAAUUGUUGAUCUUUCAAAACCUGUUAAUGAUGGCGCAAAAGAUAAGAAAAAGUGCUGCUAAUUCUUGAUAGGUUAUAUACAGGAUGAACAUUGUUGAGGUUACAUUUUGUGUAGGGGAUUCAUAAAGGGUGAACAUGUUCCUUCCAGCACAGGGGCAUGCAACUACUAUUAAUAUCGGUCUUGUUAGACUUUCAGUCGCUGGGUAAGUUGGGAUAUAAGGUACCCAGCGACUGAAAAUCUAACAAGAUCAAUAUUAAUAGUUGCGUACCCCUUUGCUUCAAAUGUAGGGACCCAUAAUAGGCAAGCAUGUCUCUUUUAGGGUUAAAGUCAAUACUGGACAAACAUGUUUUUGGAAGCUUGGGGGCUCCAUACAGGUGAACCAUUAUGCUUUUAGUAUAAGGAUCCACAAAAGGUAAAUAAUGCAACCACUGAAAAACAUGCAUGUUGCUUUAAAAUUGGGUUUCCAUACAGGGCAAAAAUGUAUAUCUAAAUGUCAACCUCAUCAAAUUUAAAAGAAACCAUGAUUGUUUAAAGAUUUGGGUUCCAAAACUUGACAAAUAUUUUGCUUUAAUUGUAGAGCUGAUUAAGUUUAAAGGGAAACAUGUUACUUUAAGAUUUGGGUUCCAAACUUGACAAACAUGUUGCUUUAAGUAUAGAGCUGUUUAUCAUUAGAGGGAAACAUGUGACUCACUGUAUAUGAUUGUGUUGCUUUAAGAAUAAGGCUCCAUAAAGUGCAGACAUAUUGUUUGACGUCUAAGACUUCAUUAUUGACAAAAUUUAUGCCUUAACUGUGGUACUUCUACAUUUACUGGGCACGCUUGUAGAAUUUUCAAAUGCAUCUGAAAUGACCAAGAGUUAUCAGUGUGGAGAGGGAAUAUGCAAGGCCAGACCGGGGUUCGAACACGGAACCCUCCAAAUUCUAGACAGAAGCUCUACAAACUGAGCUACCUGGUCGACGACCAUAUCGUCCCAGUCCAGGUUUGCUUCAUUCCUCCCUCUUCAACAAUGUCUUCAACCCAGAAGACACAAGAGACCCUACACCACCAUAAGAAAGUAAAAUGCACAGCCAGACCGGGGUUUGAACCGUGGACCCUCUGAACUCUAGACCGACACUCUACCAAUAGAGUACCUUGUUCCAAGGCGAUCAAUCCACUCAAGUUCCGCUACAAAUGUAUGAAAUUUUGUACUUAUUUACAUUUCAUAGAUAUAUUGUAAAUGUCACCCCGGUAGAAUACUAUCUGUUUCCUACCAAGGAAAAAUGUUCUUCAGGUCAUUUGGUAGAGAGACAGAUUAGUAAAUCAGAGGCCAUAAGUUUCAUCCCUAGCAGAGGUAUUGAAAAAUAAUGACAUUUGUUCCAUUCAUGCCAAAGGAGGAACUCCAGAAAUAUUGACAAUAAUACUUAGCCUUCCUCUCAAGGCUUUCACGCCUGGAACAUGGGAAUGAGUUCUUCCCUGAAGGGGAAAUGUGUCACCCUAGUAAAAUGCUAUUCCUGCUGACUGAGCCAGGGAGAAUUUUCUCCAAAGCUCAUUCUGCAGAGUGACAGACGAGGGAGCCAGUGGCCUUGUGUUUUAUACUUAGUGGAGUCGUUGAAAAAUAAUUAUAUUACAUAAUAUUUUCAUGAAUUCAUCACAAUUACCAGUCAUAAGAUACAUAUUGACCUGGGUCUAUGUUUGAAACUCUUUUAAGAAGAAGAUAUCAUAUAUGUAGCUUUUAAUAUAUUCUGGUUUGUUUCUGUUUUAUAAAUGAGGUAUAUAAAAACGGUUAUUGAUUUAGGCAGGACCCAUUAAUGCAUUUGUGUUACAUGUAGCUGCUAUGGUUUUUGUCGGAUUAGAAAAAAACAAAUCCAUUUUCUACGCAGACAUUAAUGUUUCUCUCAGUUAACACUGCACAUGUGUUCAGUGUAUGUUUUUCUAUAGUGUUAUCUAUCUAUAUAAAAGGUUGCUGAAACUACCACAUUCCACGUCUAGUAUAAACUUAAUCAAGAUGAUUUUGGUUGUAUCCGUAAGUUGGAACCUGGGAUGAAAGUUAUUGUAAAUGAAGAGCUAAUAGAGUUAAUAAUCGUUAUACAGUAAAACCCUAUUAUACUGCCACCAUUUAUCAAGAAAAGUAUUGGCAUUAUAAGGGGGUCAGUGUUAUAUAAAGGAAGACAUAGAGAUAUUGUUUGAAGAUAUUUACUGCAUAUAUUGAUUAUAUUCAUAUAUGAAAACCACUAUGCUGCCACUGUUUUUCCAGAAAAGUGUUGGCAUUAUAAAGGGGUCAGUGUUAUAUAAAGGAAGACAGGGAUAUUGUUGAAGAUAUUUACUGCAUAUAUUCAUAUAUGGAAACCUCAUUAUACUGCCGCUGUUUAUCCAGAUACAUUUUGGCAUUAUAAGGGGGUUCAGUGUUAAAUCUAGGUAAACAUAGAGGUUUUGUUGAAGAUGAAUGCAUAUAGUCCUGCCUUAAAACCUUGUUAUACUGCUACAAUUCAUCCAGAAAAAAAUGGCAGUAUAAAGGGGUUCAUCAUUAUAUAAAGCAAGACAUAGAGGUAUUGUUGAAGAUGUUUACUGCAUAUAUUCAUAAAUCAAAAACACUCUUUAUACUGCCAUCAUUUGUCAAGAGAAAUUCUGGCAUUAUCAAGUUGUUUGGGGAUAAAUUGAAGGGGAAAAUAAAAAUCUUCAGAAAUAGGAAUUUGAAGUAUGUUGGCAGUAAGUGUGGCAUACAAUAGCACAACUUGUAUUAUAUUGAAGGUUUUAUUUUAGAUUUUUUGAACUAGGAAGCCUUGAAAUGCCAUGGUACUUGAAGGCAAAAAAACUCAAGAAAUUGUGUGUCAGAAUGUCUUGUUUGAAUUCUGUUCCACAUGACAAAGGUAAGAUUUUGUCAAGUGACAUUUCCUAAUUCUUGCCACAAAGAGCAUUAUAUAAAUUUAUCAACACAAUCUUACAUUUUGAAUAAAAUUAAUAUGUAGGUUUUCUUAUUCAAGCGGUUUCUAAUU
Mizuhopecten yessoensis (Yesso scallop) is the source of this 3725-nucleotide messenger RNA. RefSeq names its product ras-related protein Rab-20-like. Bases 174 to 815 code for a protein of 213 amino acids. NCBI's taxonomy places the organism in Eukaryota, Metazoa, Mollusca, Bivalvia, Pectinida, Pectinidae. Gene Ontology annotation, molecular function: GTP binding; GTPase activity. The record is from RefSeq and is a predicted model, not a curated record. The transcript is spliced from 5 exons.